Messenger RNA from Brugia pahangi, 378 nucleotides. The record is from the annotation of a GenBank genome assembly. Lineage: Eukaryota; Metazoa; Nematoda; Chromadorea; Rhabditida; Onchocercidae.
AUGACCACAAACGAUAGCAAAACUGAAACUACUAUAAUAAUUAUUAAGGGAACUACGUGCAAGCAACCUCAACUGAACACUAAUAGAGGCUCCGUGCGGAACCCAACGCACUUAUCAGCAGCUCGACAAUACUCUGCAUACUGCUUAGGACCUGAUACGGUUUCAAAGGUAAAGUUGUAUCAAGGAUUCAAGCUUUGUAAUUUCGCAUACAAAAAUUCGCAACUCAAGGGUAAUGAUUUCACCGUAUUGGUAUGCAAUCUUCAAAAGCGAGAACUUCACGAAUGUCAUCUCAAAAUCUUUACUGGAGAUUUGAAUUCACAUGCGAAAAACAAAGAUCGGAAUUUCCGAAUUACGGACAGCAAUCGACAACAGGAUUAA